CCAUAAGCCUCACGAUGUCUGCCCAUUUCGACAUUGCCACUUUCCUACACCCCGAUCUUUGCGCGAAUAAAGAACGAAAGGAAGACACAACAGAGUCGCCUUGCCAAGAUGUAGCCAAUCUCGUCUGUCGUUCUUGCAGGUUGGCUCAGUAUUGUACGAAAGAAUGCCAGAUCACAGACUGGCCUCGGCACAAGAAAACGUGUAAGUCGGACAUCAUGAAGAGUGUGUACGUCCCAGGAUGGAUCCGGGAAGGCCGUGGUCCUAGCUGGGUCUCCGACAAUGAACUCUCAUCGAAGUUUGGCUCGAAUCAGUAUCUCUGGGGCAAUAUGCCAGCCGUGAGCCUCUUGAGAGCGUUGGAAAGCAAGUCCACCGACCGCGAUGUGAGCUUACUUUUCGCGGCCUCGGGCGACUUGCGAAAUGUCGUUAAAUCGACCGUAGAAGGUCUUCCGGAUGGACACAAGGGCCGAUUCCUGCUUGUAAUAAACGAUAUCAACUUCAUGAUUGUGGCCCGCAAUGCCAUCCUUCUGUUUGUCGCAUUGAGUCUUGAGGCCAACGAUGCAGUUCCGAUCAUGAUGCAUUUAUGGUACUCGGCACUCCUCCCUCGUGUCAUGGUAGAGACGCUUGUUGGCGUGGUACUUGGACCCAUCGCUCAAACGUUCUCUUUUAGACGCAGAUCCUUGCGAAUCACGCUAAUGAAGCACCAAUGGGACAAGCUGAACGACUACCUCCACGUUCCAACGGAAAUGACGCAAGAGGACGCGCAAGAUAUUCGGCGUCGCGUGAUGCUGGCUGCGGAGAGAGUAGACUAUUUGCAUCGCGCGCUUUGCAACCAGCCCCCUUCUUUUCGGGUGGCAACGGUGACAUUCCGCAACGAUGGCAUGCUGCUGCCGCAUGGCGCAUCGAGAGAAGAGUUCGACACACCCAAUCCAUCAUUCUUCCAUGAGGAUCGAACUUGGCCUAUGAUGGACGACGCGAGCCCCCUCGACGGUUGGAACUAUCACGAGUACAUCAAGUUCGCACCAAGGGCAAGCAAUGAUAUCAUGGGAAGCUUCUUCUUCUUCUUGAGAGAUACUCUUCUAUGUUUCUGCAAGCGUAUCGAGGACAUUGAUAUCCAUUUUCAGCUGUUCAACGUUGAUGCUCGGGAACUCCCACGCUACCUCAGCACAGAGGAAUCUUUCGAUUGCAUCGAGGUUUCAAACAUCUGCGAUCGUGGAUACGUUGGAUUUGAAAGAGUCCUUUCCACGUUCGGCCCGCUGCUCAAAUCAAAAGCCGUCAGCCCACACGCGACACUUCUUAUGCUCUUUUUGAACGCUGUCGGUGAAGUGUAUGAGCAACAUGAUCGGAACGGCCAACGGCGCUUCCGAGAAUCUCGACGGCUCAUGCAGCAAUUUAUUCCCCUUACGCCUCAGAAUAUCAUGUCCAUGAUGGUCGGCGAUGCGAUGAGUAGCCCAGAGAUGAUUCGGAUCUCCUCAUGUUAUACUAUGUUUGGUGAUCUCGAAAAGGCUUUCGGUGUUUACAUGGAAGAGACCCAGAUGUACAGAUUCAUGCAGAAGCACGGAAUGAAGAUUAAGCGAAAGGAUUCGAUUGUCGAGCCCUGGCCGUUGAGAAUCACGGAAGAAACAACUCUGGAAGAGUUUGCGAUACGAUGUGCCACGUCACACACCGGCUGUGAGCGUUAUAUGGAAUUCGAAAGGUUAUAGUUCUCGAACGACCUCUGGACAGCGAAGAAAACCAGGCCGGAUUAACUGAAGAAAUUAUGGGGUAUCUCACUGUGAAGUCAGCAGGGACCUUUAUGAUCAGAUGUUAGAGAUCUAUUCAAUAUUGAGCGUUUCAGCUUGCGUGACUGCGUGGCAUCAACAAUGUCUCUUUGGAACCGG
Messenger RNA from Boeremia exigua, 1877 nucleotides. RefSeq lists its product as uncharacterized. Lineage: Eukaryota; Fungi; Ascomycota; Dothideomycetes; Pleosporales; Didymellaceae. The transcript is spliced from 5 exons. The coding region runs from base 15 to 1700 and encodes 561 amino acids. The record is from RefSeq and is a predicted model, not a curated record.